AUGAUUACCAUGAUGAUGAAUAAUAGUAACAAUACCUCUGGAAAUAUAAUACCAACAACAACAACGAGUACGGCCAUGAAUAACAACAAUAACAACAGUCUUUCAGAAAUGAUGAGUUUAAAUUCAAGCUCGGAUAAACUCGGUAUCAUGCUCAACAAGGACAUCAGUAACAACAUUAACAAUAAUAAUACUUACCACUCUACCAUGAUGGAAACAGACUCAACCAUUCCUCCACAUUUCAAUCAUAACAAUUCAAACAACAAUCAACAUAUCAGUAGUAUUCCAUCUCCCAAUAUUGAAGGUACAUUCAUUAAUCCCAACAACAGCUCAAAUCUGACUCAACAAUUCCAACAACCUCCACAAGAAAUGGAGGCUUUUCCUCUCAAUUCUCUAGGCAAAACACCCUCUCCAAAUUUUCAUUCCUCAGCUCCUUCUCUCCUUAAUAACAACAAGCCCGUAUUGGGAGGUAUGACUCAAUCACAAGCGACGACAGUUAUUAAUACUCAUGCCAACAAGAACCCGAGUAUCAUGGGCCAUACCCAAUUACCAUCUAUGGUGGGCAACACAUUCAUGGCUCAGCAACAACAACACCACUCAUUGUCAGAGCAUACCUAUCAGCAUGCUUCACAACAGCAUUUACAAAAUUCCAACGACGGUCUUCCCUCUCUUCAACAAUUCGGACUUCUUUUCAGCCAUUCCUUAAAUGCACAUCCAUCCAACAUUCAUGGCAGUAGCAGCGUCACUUCAGAACACAUGUCUCCUCUCCAUAAACAACAUCUAGUGCCAACAACAAACAAUAUUAUUGCAUCAUCCAUUCACAAUGAAAACAAUGGCAACUCACAACUAAAAUUCGCAAGUCCUCCAACCCCAACUCCUAAUUCUCUUCAUACGAGCCCAAUAUUGAACCUAUUGGUGCAAUCACAACAAACGACAGAAAGUCAACAACCAUCAAAUAGUACAAAGCACCAACAAAGAAAUGCUUUUGCAUCUUCUCCUCCAUCUGUAGCUACUCUCAAGAAUGUAUCCAACAUUUCAAUGCCAUCACACCAACAUUUCCCUCAUAGUAGUGCCACCUCGAAUACUAUUAGAAGUGUCAACCAACAGCAAUUUACAACCAACAGCCCUUCUCCCAUGAACUCAACUCCUACCUCUCUAAAUUCUCCAGAAAAGCUAACCAAUUCCUUCACACUACCUAGCAAUCCCAUGAUUUAUGAAGGCCUCAUGAAACUUGUAGCUCAUCGUAUUAUGGAAUGCAUUUUGGCAUUCGAUGAGAAAACUUCCAAAAAUACAGAAGCUAAGAACAGACUACAAGAUGAGUGGAACAAACUAGUGAACGACUAUUUCAUUGUUGGAAAACGUUUAGAAGGAUUGCCCCAAAUGCUGCAUUGCUUAUACGGGAUGUUGACUGAAGAAUCUGAGGUUGAUAUUGUAAGAGAGAGAUUGUAUGAGGAGAACAACGUGCCUAGAUAUUUCUCUAUUGAUUUUAAGGCUAAUCUUAGAUUAUUACGGCUCAAAAUUUGUAUCUUCUUUUUGCUGUACAGAUUGAGCAGCGGCAGCUGUUUCCAAGAUACAAGCUCUUUUGAGGAAUUCUUGGACAUUAACUCAUUAAGCGUGAACGAGAAGAUAUUUAGCUCCAUGUCAUGGGAGCAAUUCAUCUUAGAGAUGGAUGCCAUAGAGAGCAAAUUAAGAUUUAGAGUAGAUCUCGUAUCCCACCACGAAAGUGAUGAGAGCGAUGAUGAAGACACUGGAUAUGUCCUGAGCGUAAAACAAAACACGAUGAAUAAUGUCAAGCUCAAAUCAGUAGCAGAGGAAAAAUUGUCUGCUUCCUUUGACCAACUUUUGCUGGAAAUGGGCGUUGUGAAUUCUUUGAAUAAGCCUACUCAACCUAAAUCCUACAGACUUCAACUUUCCGUUCAAAUGUCCAACUAUUUAACAAUUACCAAGUAUAGCAAUACCAUUAUUGAUGUAUCUGUUGAUGGCGUACCUUCAAGCCGAACCAUUCACGAUCUCUCACCAUUACGUAUUGUGUCAGCCGAAAGAAAGAAUCGAGUUGUAGUGUUACAUUUUAGUAGAGAUUUUUUUGUCACUCCAACAAGAGACAAGUCUGAUAUCGACUUUGUGAUUGAAUUUGGAAAAGGUAAUGACAGAAAAAGAGCAUCUGCCAAGAGCAUUUAUAUAGAUCGUUUACUGGUCGAUUUUUCCUCCCACACCAUGUAUCAACAUGUUUCAGUGUAUAGAGGCCAAGAAAUUUUGUGUGAGGAAUUGGAGAUUACAAUGCUUAAUAAUUGUGUGGGAACUGUAAAUUCAGGAGGGCUCAAACUUAGUAUAAUCGCUCCAACAUCAUUGUCAGAAGAGCCAAAUAGCGUAUCCUCAAAUACAAGCAGUGUCUUCUCCCCUGGAUCCACCACUCCUCCAUUUUCAGAAGAGUCUCCACGCAGUUGCAAGAGAGCCUACUCUGCUGAUGAUGAAAAAGCAGGUUCUUCAACUUGUGUCAGUCCCAGCGGCUCCAAAAGAGCAAAAAGUGGUCACAAUCAAAACAACAUGAAUAUGGCAAGUAUUUCACAAUACGUUAAAAGCUUUCGAGAUAGGUGUGGAUUCUCUUUGUUGCACAUUGCAGCCAUGUACGGAUUUAAUAAUGCCAUUGAAUUUUUGCAUGAAGCCCUCUCCAUGUCCAUCGAUAUUACUGACAAUUAUCAAUAUUCUCCAUAUCAUUGGUCAUGCUUUGCAUGUAAGCCUUCCACAGCAAAGCUACUGAUUAGCAAAGGAGCAAGCACAACACGAAGAAACAUUCACAUGGCCACAGGAAUUGAAAUUGCUGCUGCCAAAAAUCACAAACAGUUUGUUGAGGAGCUUGAAUUUGAACUGGAACAGCAUGCCUGUUCGGCUCUUUUUGACUUGUACGCCCAUGUUUCAGAAUCAGACAACAACAACAUGGCUAUUCAACCACAACAGCAACGACCAAAAGUACCAAAUCCACCACUUGAAUGGUCUACACCUCCCACUAACGACAAUAUUCCUCAAAAUUUAAAGAUCCCUUCACAUAAUAAUAAGGUGAAACCAAUGAGUGUCAAUACUAACCUCAGCAACAAGAAUACUGAAUCUAGAUCAAAGAAAAAACCAGGUGAAAAUAAGAUCAGCCCAACAACUGCUGCAACAACACAAUUAGUGAGUCCACCCCCAACUUCUGGCAGGAAGCAAACCAGCUCAUCAAAAUUGACUCCAAGCUCAUCAUACAACACAGAUUCACCCAUUACAGUUACUCUGCCUUCAUCUUCAGCAAAUUCUAAUCCUCUCUCACAGCGUAUGGAGCUCUUUAUCAAACCUAGCAGGAAAAAAAGAACCUACAUUUCAUGCUUUCCUAAAGAGUUAUGCUCGAGUCCUUACAAGUAUGACAUUCUCUUAAGGAUACCUCUUAAUUACACUAACCAAUUUAAUGAGAGCAAUUUUACAUUCCAUCUCAUGAUUCAAGGAGCUGAUAAGAACUGGACUCCAGUUACUGAACAAGCAGUCGACAUUGUCAAGUAUUUGAGAACCAUGUUUCCACUUAAUUUCCGAGAAAUUGAAUGGAGGCUCAUGUACAAGGUAUGCUCAUUCCACUACGGUAGAAAACCUUUCAAGCUGAGGGUUAUUUACAAUACAAAUAUGAAUCCUGCAACUGCAAACCCUAUCCACCAUGAAUAUUUGACUCAAAAUUCGGAUGGUAAGGUUUGCUUACCAGACAACACGGUUGUUUUUGAGUCUGAAGAGUUUUACAUUGUCGCACGAAAGAAAAAGGACUCUUUUCAUGAAUCUUCAGCGAAUGGAGAUCUCGACACCUUCUCUGCUGAUCAGUCACCUCUUACAGAGCUUCAAGGUCAAUUCUCUCCAGCUUCUUCCUCUCCAUCUCCAUUACCACUUUUACAUCAGCUUGAUAGCAACAGUCUCUCAUUGAGUAUGUUGCAGACAGGUAGUAACAACCACCACCCGUGGAUACAAGAGACAGCAAGCCUUUCUUCACAAAAUCAUCAGAUGGGUAAUAGUACUAUUAAUACUAGCAUGCCCACCUUUCAAUAUGUCCCAAAUCAGACAGUAUUGACUCCUCCUUCAUUUCCACAACUUUCCAUGGCAAGGUCUGAUGAGAUUUCCAAGUAA
Naegleria lovaniensis is the source of this 4131-nucleotide messenger RNA. RefSeq lists its product as uncharacterized. Lineage: Eukaryota; Heterolobosea; Eutetramitea; Acrasida; Naegleriidae. Gene Ontology annotation, molecular function: protein binding. The coding region runs from base 1 to 4131 and encodes 1376 amino acids. The transcript has a single exon. The record is from RefSeq and is a predicted model, not a curated record.